UUCAAGUUUACGGUAGCUAUUGUGACGGGCGUAGUGGGAGGUGUAUCCACAUGUGUUGUGAUCGGACUGGUGGUUUAUCUGCUUGUUCAAAUGCGAAGACAAUGCGAAGACAAAGGCAAGGACUCCGACAGGCGGGCUAUGACACAGAAAAAGGUCCGGCGAUCACAAAAAAUAUCCCACCGCUUCCGGCAGCGUAUCACAGCAAAAAAGAGUUCUCCUCUUGGUCCACCGAGAGCCUUCAGCCAGUCCGUCCCGCGAUUAAGGUGAUUACCGACAUUUCGAUCGGCAAGUCUCUACCCAAGUCGCCAGGCAAACCUACGACGCCUAAGUGGAAACUGAAACGAGUACUAGUGCCGCGACUCUCGCGUCUUCCGCCUUUUCCUAUGCCGGGUCGAGCUCGCUCUCGCCUGUCCUUUUCACGAUCGAGCAGAUCGAGCAGUCGCCAGGCCACGAAAAUAGACAUAGCACCUCCGGUUCCAGUUCUUCCUUCCCCCUCGCUACCCCCUACCCCCCUACUGUCCAUACAAGUGUCGACACCAGCUGGUGUAUCUUCAACCUUUCCUUUUUUUCUCUUCGGCUUUCUCCACACCAUCAGUCGCCACUGCCUUGCGCUCGCUUCCACCUACCACACUCACCACCCCAACAUCAGUCUUCCCAGAUUCAGAUGUCCCGUCAUCAGCGGUUUCCCCACUGUACACUCUUUCGCCUGCGUUUCCAUCACCAUCAAUGUUUUCGUCACCAGUUGACACUCUGCCAUCUGUUAAAUCAGCGCCCUAUCCUAUCUUGAGAUGACGCCUUUUCUCCGGCUCCCGUCAUCGCUUAUCAUCAUGUCGCGUGGAUGCCUCGUACU
Messenger RNA from Guyanagaster necrorhizus, 850 nucleotides. RefSeq lists its product as uncharacterized. Lineage: Eukaryota; Fungi; Basidiomycota; Agaricomycetes; Agaricales; Physalacriaceae. The transcript has a single exon. Bases 51 to 746 code for a protein of 231 amino acids. The record is from RefSeq and is a predicted model, not a curated record.